GAUAUUUCAUUUUAUUUCUCCAUUUGUCAUGGUAAUUCACGAGUAGCGGUUCUGAGAUUGUGUUUUUUUAUAAUACAUACAUUUUUUUAAUUGAUUUAAAACAAAUGUUUUUACAAAAUCCUGGAAUAAGGCGUCAGGUGAUCGUUUCGCUAUGUUGUUACAUUGGGCCCAUAUUAGGUGGCUACGGAGGAGGUUGGUCAGGGCCCAUCAUACCAAAGUUGCGUGAUCUGGAGCAAUCACCUCUUCCAUAUUAUCUGACUGAGGCUCAACUGGCUCUAGUCGGCAGUUUCGCUUACUUGGGAGCAAUACCUGGUCCAUAUAUAACAACCUGGUUACUAAAUUCGAAAGGAAGAAAACCAUGUCUCAUAGGCGCCGCUAUCUUGGGGGUGAUUGGUUUUAUAUUUAAGGCAAUAUCCAAAAACCUGGCGAUGUUGUAUAUUGGUAGAUUCUUAACAAGCGUCUCAUUUGGGACCAAUACUGUUAUUAAUUUUGUCUACCUUGGUGAAAUUGCAUCUGCAAAUAUAAGAGGAAUUCUAAUGUCAAUCAUGGGAGUAAUGUUUACAGUGGGCUCAACAAUGGUGUUCUCCAUUGCACCAUAUGUCUCAUACAGAGUCUCUGUUUACAUUCCAUUGGCUAUCAAUGUAUUCCAAGUGUUUGUAUUGUUUACAUUACCGGAAUCACCGAUAUUCUAUGCAAUUCAAGGUAAAAGAAAAGAAAUGAUAGCAGUAUUAGAAGAUUUGGGCAGACCGAAUGACGCGGACAAAAUAGUGUCUACAGCAGAUGAGUUAACAGAAACGAAUACGAGUACUAUAAAAGAAUGGAAAGAGUUGUUUAUGGUUAGGAGUAAUAGAAAAGCAUUGUUUAUAGUCGUUGUAAUAAACGUUUUGCAACAUGGCAGUGGAAUUAUGGCCGUGCUAUUCUUCUCAGCGGCCAUUUUUGAUAUGGCUGGCUCAAAUAUAGAUUCAAAUUUGGCUAUGAUCAUAAUAGGGUGUUGCCAACUGGUGGGGAGUGCAGUGACACCAUUGUUUAUAGAAAGUACUGGGAGGAAGAGAAUUUUAAUUAUAUCAACCUCAGUGUGCGCGAUAAGUAUGUUCACCCUCGGAUUAUAUUUCUACCUACUCUCCAAGGGUUUUCCUGUGGUUUACACUAUAAACUGGUUACCUCUGGUUGUUCUUAUAUUGUUCUUCAUUAGCUAUGAUUUUGGUCUCGGUAUAAUACCAAAUACACUGAUGGGGGAGAUGUUCACAUCGAACGUAAGGAGCAAAGGGUCAACUUUGACCCUGACAACGUCUUGGCUGUUCGGCUUCCUGGUGUCAACGGCUUUUGGCGCGUUUUUCGUGACCAUCGGCGGCCACGUGGCGUUUUGGUUUUUCUCCGGUACUUGCGCCUGCGCCUUGUUGUUUACCAUUUUCGUCGUACCGGAAACGAAAGGAAAAACAUUGUUGGAGAUACAACAAUCUUUGUGAUAUAUAAAUACUAGCGGACGCCCGUGACUUCGUCCGCGUGAAAUUUAGUAUUUCGGAAAUCCCUUGGGAAACAUGGAUUUUUUUUGGGAUGAAA
Molecule: messenger RNA, 1560 nt
Organism: Bicyclus anynana (squinting bush brown)
Lineage: Eukaryota; Metazoa; Arthropoda; Insecta; Lepidoptera; Nymphalidae
Product: facilitated trehalose transporter Tret1
Exons: 7
Coding region: 105-1466 (453 amino acids)
Biological process (GO): transmembrane transport
Cellular component (GO): membrane
Molecular function (GO): transmembrane transporter activity
Source: RefSeq, a predicted model, not a curated record